ACUGAUUAUAAAUCAAAAUCUCACGAAUUCUGGUCGUGACUGCAACUCGUGCAGCGCUAAUGGGUUACUAUAUAUUUGAGUCUAUUUCACGCUCUCAAAACUUGAGUAGACAUUCAGUGACAUACUAAAUAGACAAUGUUUUCAAAUAUAGCUUGUCUUAGUUUUUUAAAUGUACGAAUGCCGGCCCUUUUGGCCAAACGAACAUGGAAUUCAACGAAAUACGUUAAAAUAUCGCCUCAGGGGAAAAAGCAAAAGUUGGAGAGCGACGCCGUUACAUUCUCACCAUCACUGAGUCCUGAGCAACUUGAACGGAUCUCCAGAAACAAAAAGGCGGCUCUGGAACGGCUCGCUGCACACCAAGCUGCUCCGGACGGGAUCGGAGAGAGCUGGAAGAAAGCGCUCACCGCAGAAUUCGGAAAGAACUACUUUAAGUCAUUGAUGUCUUUUGUCGCUGAGGAGAGGAAAAAACACACCAUCUAUCCACCUUCACAUGAAGUCUUCACCUGGACACGAACUUGUGACAUACAAGAUGUGAAGGUUGUGAUACUUGGCCAGGACCCGUAUCAUGGGCCAAACCAGGCUCAUGGGCUUUGCUUCAGUGUUCAGAGACCUGUGCCACCUCCACCAAGCUUGGUGAACAUAUUCAAAGAACUGGCUUCAGACAUCAACGGCUUUGAGCAACCCGGUCAUGGAGAUCUUACUGGAUGGGCAAAUCAAGGAGUUCUGUUGCUGAAUGCUGUGCUGACUGUGCGUGCACACCAGGCCAACUCUCACAAAGACAAGGGCUGGGAGAUUUUCACAGAUGCUGUGGUACACUGGCUCAGCACUAACAUGGAGGGUCUUGUUUUUAUUCUCUGGGGCUCUUAUGCUCAAAAGAAAGGGGCUGCAAUUAACAAGAAACGACACCAUGUUCUGCAAGCUGUCCAUCCCUCGCCACUGUCUGCUCACCGUGGCUUCUUCGGAUGUAAACAUUUCUCAAAGACCAAUGAACUACUAAAGAAGUCAGGAAAGAAGCCCAUUGACUGGAGCGCUUUGUGAUGGUUUCCCGGUCUUGUAGAUGGAAUGCUGUUUGUCCUGUUUCAAAAGUAACCUUUGUUUUUUUUAUUUUCAUUUCCUGCAAAAAAUUAUCAGUGUGUUGGUUCUGAAUACAUAUAUAUAUUUUUUCCUUUCCAAUAAAUGUUUUCCAUACCCGAAGGGUAGGUAAAUAGUUUAUUUUAAUUACUUUUACUUUAUCGCUGUUCAUUUCCAUCUACUUUUCUGCAUUUAUCCCUUUGAUGUAGUCAAAUGUACAACACUAACAACAGUGAAUGUUUUCGUGUUUAUGUUUGUUAACACAAUAAACUAUUUUUCUACUGAA
Ctenopharyngodon idella (grass carp) is the source of this 1357-nucleotide messenger RNA. RefSeq names its product uracil DNA glycosylase a (gene unga). Gene Ontology annotation, biological process: base-excision repair; base-excision repair, AP site formation via deaminated base removal. The coding region runs from base 136 to 1038 and encodes 300 amino acids. The transcript is spliced from 6 exons. Gene Ontology annotation, cellular component: nucleus; mitochondrion. NCBI's taxonomy places the organism in Eukaryota, Metazoa, Chordata, Actinopteri, Cypriniformes, Xenocyprididae. Gene Ontology annotation, molecular function: uracil DNA N-glycosylase activity. The record is from RefSeq and is a predicted model, not a curated record.